Molecule: messenger RNA, 3372 nt
Organism: Meleagris gallopavo (turkey)
Lineage: Eukaryota; Metazoa; Chordata; Aves; Galliformes; Phasianidae
Source: RefSeq, a predicted model, not a curated record
UCUGGUGGGGCCGCACCUCGAGUGCUGUGCUCAGCUGCAGGCCCUUCACUGCCACACAGACAUCUGGAGCGUGUCCAGAAUGGGGCAACGGGGCUGUGAGGGGUCUGAGCACAGUGGGGACUGAUGGGGAGCAGCUGAGGGAACUGGGAUGGUUCAGUCUGGAGAAGAUGAGGCUCAGGGGAGACCUUAUUGCUGUCUGCAACUCCCUGAAGGAGGCUGUGUGAGGUGGAGAUCAGUCUCUGCUCCCAGGUAACAGUGAUAGAAGGAAAGGUGAUGGCUUUAAGUUGUGCCAGGGGAGGCUGACGUUGGAAAUUAGAACUUAUUCUCAGAAGGAGUGUUGAUGCAGUGGCACAGACUGCUCAGAGAGGUGGUGGAGUCACCAUCCCUGGAAGUGUUCAAGAAAUGUGGAGAUGUGGCACUGAUGGACACUGAUGUGGUCAGUGGUCAGUACUGGUGGUAGGAGGAUGAUUGGACUUGGUGGUCUUAGAGCUCUUUUCCAACCUUAAUGAUUCUAUGGUUCUCCCCCUACCCCACGCAGGCUAUGGGCACGCUGCCCCAGGCACAGAUGCUGGCAAGGUGUUCUGCAUGUUCUACGCCAUCCUGGGCAUCCCCCUGACGCUGGUCAUGUUCCAGAGCCUGGGUGAGCGCAUGAACACCGUCGUGCGGCUCCUGCUCAAGAAGAUCAAGAAGUGUCUGGGCAUGAGAACAACCAACGUCUCCAUGGAGAACAUGGUCUUGGUGGGCUUUCUGUCCUGCAUGGGGACCCUGUGCAUCGGGGCUGCGGCCUUCUCUUAUUUUGAGGGCUGGACUUUCUUCCAUGCCUACUACUACUGCUUCAUCACCUUGACCACCAUCGGCUUCGGAGACUUUGUGGCCCUGCAGAAGAACGAGGCGCUGCAGAAGAAGCCGCCCUACGUGGCGUUCAGCUUCAUGUACAUCCUGGUGGGGCUGACGGUCAUCGGUGCCUUCCUCAACCUGGUGGUGCUGCGCUUCCUCACCAUGAACUCGGAAGACGAGCGGCGCGACGCCGAGGAGAGGGCUUCGCUCAGGAGGGCCCGCAACGCCAUCCACCUCACAGCCAAGGAGGACGGGCGCAGUAACAAGGCCAUCUUUCUGCCGGCGGAGGACAGGACGAGCCAGAUGAACCUGAUCCCGCUGGUGCAGGAGGACGCGGAGCGGCAGCGGCGGCAGUCGGCCAACGGGGAGGGCAAAGUGCCGGCCUUCUGCACCUGCCUGUGCUACCAGGCCCCGCUGUGCGGCAGCCCUGCGCCCUCCCACCCCGAGACCUUGAGCUGCCACACCAACCCCGUCUACUACAACUCCAUUUCCUACAAAAUUGACGAGGUGUCGCUGAGCACACGAGGACAGACUGGCUCGUCCCCGGCCAGCACGUUGUCAUCGGGCAGCGCUCGGUGCCCGCGGCACCCGCGGCCACGCAGGAAAUCCAUCUAGGAGCCUUGCUGUGCUGAUGAACAAUUAACAGAGGAAUCAGGCCCCUCUGACCUCCCGUUUCUUCUGUUCCUCCCUCCCAGCUGGCAACCAGCCCUAUAUGGGGGACCUUGGGCCUGGAGAUGGCAUCGCUCCUCCAGCAGGGUGCCAGCCUCAAUUACACAGUUUGGUUUUCCUUCCUCCCAAGCAGGCUCAAGCAUUUGGGUCUGGAAGGGGCCCCAUCAGCAGGAUGUAGGUUUGCUUUCCCACCUGCCUGCUCUCAAAAUGAAGGUGUUGCUGCCUUGGUCAUUGAGCUGCGGUCACUGCCUCUUACCACACAGGCUGUCACAUCUGCCAAGAGCACCACAAUGGCCAAACACACGUUAGCAAGUCCUGCAGGGCUGAAGACAUCCCACAGGCUGUUCCCUGGGCACGGAUGAGGCAGUGCCAUGCAAGGACAGGACCCGGGGUGGGCUGCAGCUCUCUGGCUGACGGCAGUAUGGCUGGGGAAGGGAUAUAGAAGUCCUGGAGCUGAGCUCCAUGCACCCACCUGCCAACCUGCAAGGUCCUCCAGCAUCAUGCUCACACUGACUGCUUGGUGGAAGGACCGCAGCCAAACCUGUGAGCCCAGUCUGUGCUGCGGGCUUAGUCCCAGAGAGCUCCUCCUUGAACCAUGCAGCCACCUGCACAAGGUCAGGUUCAGAUCAGGACAUUAGCAAAGAGACCCAGCGAGGAGGCUGCUUUCAGAUGGUGCUCCAUGCCCCGUCCCACCCUGAGGAGAGCAUGGGAGCAGGGUUGGGCUCUGGCAGUGAGAGCAGCUUUGCUUCACUUUUUUGUUUUCCCCCAAUAAACAGACGUUUUCACUCAGUUCUAUCUAAAAACCCCCUUGUGUGAUUUUCCUCUCCAUUUUGCCUCUGGUGGGGAAGGCAUGCAGAGUACCCACAUCAGGAUGGCUUCAGAACAGGCUUUGCUUUCUCCUUUUUGUUCUGGGAGAUUUAAUAAAAGGUGAACCCAGAUGCUGGUGGGCAAGUGUUUGUUACAGGAAAGGAGCAGAUGUGCCUGAGCCCAAAGCCCAGCACCUUGCCAGGCUCCCCAUGCCCUGCCAUGGAUAGACUGUGGAUGUGCAGGGAUGUCCCUGGGGGAGGUCACUGGUUGCUUAGUGACUGUCUGAGCCCAUCCUGUUUCUGGGAGCUAGCGAUAGUCUGAGGGUGGGAGGUGCCAUUCAUCACUCCCUGUCACACAGGACCAGGGAUCCAUUGGGGCCGGAGCUGCAGCAGGAGGCUGGGGGGGAGCUGCCCUGCCAGUCCACACAAGGGUUGGGAUGAGAAAACCUUUAAGAAACUCUCAGGGGAGUGGCACUCUGCAAUCCCUCCUGCACCAGGACUGCAGUUCCAGUGAUACCCCCAGGGAUGCUCUUCCCCAGAGGUGCCCACACUCCCCUGAACACACAUCCCUCUUUGAACUCCCACCAUCCUGGGGCACAGCAGUUAUUCUGCCAGCAACACUUUAUGUUCCAGGUUUCCAAAUCAGUCUACCGUGGCCAGUGUGACCAUGAAGGGUCCCCACAGAAGACAACAGCAAGAGCAGAAGGCUUCUGCCUGGAGUAAAAACAGGGGAGAGCUCAGCUGUGUGCCUGGAGAUGCCCACAGACAAAUUAUGUCUGGAAAUGGGGAGAGGAACGCAGGAUUGAAAUUAGAGUGGGUUCAGAGAGAACCCAUCUGUUGAGAGCAUCAGGAAGGAGUCCGGGCACUGCUGCGAUGUAGCAGGCUGAGCUCACAGCAUUUCCUUCAGGCACAAAGAGAAUGGAUGAGACCGCUGAAUUUUAGAUUAAAAUAAUCCAACACACCAUAGGAAAAAAAAAAGGUUUUUAUUGUCACCAUUAUCAACGUUUUCAUUAGCUUAACACUGAAUUGUAAAUCACUCGAUCAUCACAUAUCGUCUGAA